AUGAAUUGUAUAGUUAUCUUAUUAUUUUUUAUUUUAAAUGGUUCUUACCAUAAUGCAUAUGCGCAAACAUGUCUUUCCGGAACAUCAUCAAUAUCUCCUAGUAAUAAAAGUAUGUCAAUCGUCAGCCUAGAUGGACCCGUUACCCAAAAUGAAAUUGAUUUGUUCAUUGGUUUUCUUGAACAACCUAACAGAAUACCCACAACUGCGCUGGAUAAUGAGAUAGCGGAUAAGCAACCUGGUCAAGAUGUAGAAGCUUUAGGUUUAGUUUAUGAAGUUACUCAAAACCCUCAAAUACUUGAUAGAAUGAUAACUUAUUCGGAUACUUUUUUGUCACUUCGAAAUGAUCCCGUAAAUGGACGAAUUAUGUGGACAGGGAAAAGAGAGCUUGUCUGGUGUACAAAACCUGAUAAUGGAACACUCUCUGGUUACGCCGGCUCCGAAGGUCUUGAUACAGCUGGGCAUAUAGCAUACACUGCUUAUCAUAUCCUUAAAACACCUUGUCUUUGGGACGUAAAUGUUACAGACAAUGAUCCUCAUAAGUAUGGUGCAACAUAUAAAGAACGUGCGCUUACAUACGUGACUGAAAUGGACAAGACUAUUGAUACCUAUUAUUUAAAGUAUUUUAUUCGUGAAAAUGAUUCGAAAAUUUAUAAUCCAAACUCUUCUGCAUGGAAUAAACUUGGUGAAAUGUCUGCAAAUGCUCCAAUGCCUUGGAACAGACAGCAAAUGAUGACAAAUGGAUUUCUAAGAAUGGCGGAAUGCCAUGAAAUUAUUGGAGAUGAUGCAUCUCGUGUCAAUAAAUAUUUUAAUAUUAUACAAGUUUCUAUUGAUUGGAUGGUCAAAAAUUUUAUCCAAGUUAAGACUAAGAAUGGCCUAGAUGCUUAUAAUUGGACUUAUUCCACGGUAUCUAACUCUUCAGAAGCUAUUGGUAUUCAUUCACUUUAUGAUAUUUGGGGCAUGUACCGCGCAUGGCAACGAAAAGAUAAAUUAAAUGUUAGCAUUGAUGUUAUGAUUAAACUUGCUAACACAAUGAUGUAUAUAAUAAAUAUUGACAAUAAAACAUUUGCAACAAGAGUGGAUGGUACAUAUGAUAAUACGUCCACAGCUUCUUUAUAUGGACCUUGGGCAUUUUACGCUGAAUUUAUCCCUGACUGGUAUAAAUUUGUUGUUAAUGUAAAUGUAAAUAGGACAAAAACUGGCCCACAGUAUAUGGGCGCACUGCUUUGGGUAAAAAACUCACGUAUGGUUAAUUCUACUUACACUCCCGUUAAUUCUACUUACACUCCCAUUAGCCCUCACACUUCUACUAGCUCUCAUAUCCAGGCAUUGCCUGGAUAUGAGAUAUGUAAACUGUCAUUUUUAGUAUUAGGCAUAAUUUUGUCUUAUUUGUAUUAG
This is a messenger RNA of Cetraspora pellucida, 1395 nucleotides long. Lineage: Eukaryota; Fungi; Glomeromycota; Glomeromycetes; Diversisporales; Gigasporaceae. The record is from the annotation of a GenBank genome assembly.